Carassius auratus (goldfish) is the source of this 2734-nucleotide messenger RNA. RefSeq names its product G2/mitotic-specific cyclin-B2-like. Gene Ontology annotation, biological process: mitotic cell cycle phase transition. The transcript is spliced from 7 exons. Lineage: Eukaryota; Metazoa; Chordata; Actinopteri; Cypriniformes; Cyprinidae. Gene Ontology annotation, molecular function: cyclin-dependent protein serine/threonine kinase regulator activity. Bases 775 to 2004 code for a protein of 409 amino acids. The record is from RefSeq and is a predicted model, not a curated record.
AUAAAAACAGGUUUUAUAACAUGAGGAUCUAAACCUUUGGAUUCCAGCACUAUCAAAAGACUCCAAGUGAUUUUCCAAGUGUUUGUGACUUACUGAAUGAGGAGGAUAAGGAUAAAAUAAAUAAAAAUUCACCAAAUAAAAUAUUUUAGAGCUUGGCAUAACUAGAAAACAAUUUUAAUUAAUUAUAAAAAUGUCACAAUACAUUACUUUUCUAGGUCGCGAAUUAAAAAAAGAAAAAAAUUAAAUAGAAAUAUGUCAGGUUUUAGUUUUCACUUAUUUUAAUGCCAGUUUUAAGUCAUAAGAACAACUGUUUUAUUAAAUGCUUUAUUCAGUAGCAAACAAUUGUUUCAUAUUCAAAUUGUUUAAUUGUAAAAAUGUGUUAAUCCUAUAAAAAGAAAAAGUCCUUGACCAGCAGAGCCUAUUAUAAACACAAUAUAACCUAUGACUACUUAAAACUAAAACAACUAAAUAAAACAGUCAAACAACCUGUAAGUUCUUUGCCCUGUUUUACAGUGCCACCGUGAAACCGGAUAUGAAGAAAGACUGACAAGCGACCCUUUCGUUUUUAACCAAUCGAAGUCGAGUAUUCCCCGAGGCAGUGACCAAUCAGAAAGAGCGGAGCGGUAUUUGAAUCCCCAGCAGGCCCUUUGUGUUGUGUACUGUACGGCUUGUUGUGAGUUGAGCUGGAAAAGGAACACUAAGCGAAGCUUAACGGUCCUUUUUUAAAAAAACGUUUUUAAGUUUUAUUUAAACAAGAUCUCUCCCGUAUUCGCCAUGGAAAUGAAUGCUCUGCGCAAUGCAAACAAUCCUGUUUUUAUCGGUGGCAAAGGCGGGCCUGUAAACGGCGCAGCGAGGAGGCCUGUGUUUGGCGAAUUGUCCAACUUUACACACAAACCCGUUCAGACUAAGAAUGUGAAACCCGUGCUGUCUGUCAAACCAACUGCCCAGCCAGCUGUUGUUCAACCCAGACGUGCCCAGGUACAGCUCGAGAUCCCCCAGGCUGCCCCAGCGCUGCCCCCUGCUCAAGCUGAUGUGAGCAUGAAGGAAGAAGAACUGUGUCAAGCCUUUUCCAACACUCUCUUUCCAGUCGAAGACAUCGAUGAAGGGGACGCUGACAUGCCCCAGCUGUGUCCUGAAUAUGUGAAGGACAUCUAUGCGUAUCUGCAAAGCCUUGAGAGUAAGCAGUCCGUUCGUCCUCGUUACAUGCGAGGUUAUGAUAUCAAUGGACGAAUGCGCGCUCUCCUGGUUGACUGGCUGAUUCAGGUGCACUCGAGAUUUCAGCUCCUGCAGGAAACCUUGUACAUGACUGUAGCCAUCCUUGAUCGCUUUCUCCAGGUCCAGCCUGUGACCCGUAAAAAGCUUCAGCUAGUGGGUGUUACCGCAAUGCUGAUUGCUUGUAAAUACGAGGAAAUGUACGUGCCGAUGGUUGGGGAUUUUGCCUACAUUGCAGAUGGUGCCUUCACAAAAGCCCAGAUCCGAGAGAUGGAGAUGCUGAUUCUCAGUGAGCUGAACUUUGAGCUCGGACGUCCUCUGCCCCUGCACUUUCUGCGGAGGGCUUCAAAGGCUGGGAAUGCGGAUGCUGAGAAGCAUACACUGGCAAAAUAUUUCCUUGAACUGAUGCUACUUGACUAUGACAUGGUCCACUUUAACCCUUCGGAGACCGCAGCUGCUGCUCUGUGCCUCUCACAGCUUGUGCUUGAUGGACAAAAAUGGGUAAGUUUCUUUUUUGUUUCUCUAUCUGACCCCAUCCCUCAAUUUCUAAUUUUAGUCUUUGUCUUUAAGUCACCAACCCAGCAACACUACUCUACAUAUGAUGAGACCCACCUGAAGCCUAUCAUGCAGCAUAUUGCCAAAAAUGUGGUUAUGGUCAAUGAAGGGCUCUCAAAGCAUGUGACGGUGAGAAAGAAAUACUCCAGCAGUAGACUCAUGAAGAUCAGCCUUCUUCCCCAGUUGAAGUCCUCUCUUGUGAAGGAUCUGGCUGCUCCCCUGCUGUCCAGAUCUUGAGAAUUGGGAAUGGACACUAAAACCUGCACUUUAUUUUGUUUCCGCCAUAUUGGGAGAUGGACCGCUGCUUUUUAAACUGAUGUACAUAUUGGAUCAUCUGUAUAAAUACUUGUUUCUACUUUUUAUAAAGAUUAAAUUUUUAACCUGAGGGUUUAAAUUGUUUUUUACUGUUUAUUAAAAGUCCUGGAGCUGUUUUUGCUGUACUCUUAGUGGACACAUUGAAGCUGGAAUUCAUUAAAAUCCAAAGAUUUAAUACAACUUUCUGGCUUGUGUUGCUUCCAAGGCCAUGUCCACAAGUACAUGGGUAUUUUUAUGUGGGUGUGUUUUGUUUUUUUAGAAGUCUUCCACUAAAGCAUGCCAACAAGUUGGUGAUUGUUCUCAACUGUAAAGCCAUGUUGGCCAAUCAGAAGCCUGAUAAAGUUUCCAGUGGGUAGAGAUCAGAGCCGUAGAGAGAGUAAUAAUGUGCUGAUCCUGUCUUCUGAUGCAUGGAAAUAUCACUGCAGUUUAAAUUUAGACCGUUUUAACAGUUUUCAUUGUUUGCACAAUGAUACAUUCAGCAUUAUUCUGAGAUCAUGAACUUCAAAAGCAUAAAACCUGGUUUUCAAGAGCCAUAGUGCAUUUUAUACAUUAGGGUUUCUCUAAACAAGAAAUGCAAUGACAUGUAAAAUGGUCCUUAGCAGCAAAACAUUCCCCACUAAAACCAUUGAUCUGGACAUGACUUGAUGAAAUU